Messenger RNA from Aspergillus ibericus CBS 121593, 1617 nucleotides. Its product is annotated as MFS general substrate transporter. Gene Ontology annotation, molecular function: transmembrane transporter activity. The transcript is spliced from 4 exons. Bases 1 to 1617 code for a protein of 538 amino acids. The record is from RefSeq and is a predicted model, not a curated record. NCBI's taxonomy places the organism in Eukaryota, Fungi, Ascomycota, Eurotiomycetes, Eurotiales, Aspergillaceae. Gene Ontology annotation, biological process: transmembrane transport.
AUGUCAAGUGACCAGCUUGAAGAAGAGCUCUCCUGGGCUCCGGGAACAAUUACCCUCGAAGAUGUUCACAGUACCAGAGUUAUCCUCUUCCCCACCCCCUCUGCUGAUCCUGAUGAUCCUCUCAAUUGGUCGAAGGCACGCAAAACCCUCAACUACACCAUCGCCAGCUUCUUUGUUCUAUUUACUUUCGUGGAACUGGACAUCGGCUUCACCGCAUGGAGCCAAAUGGAAACGGAGCUUGGCUUCACGGUGGACAAUCUCAAUGCCGGGGUGGCGGCCAAUUAUGGCGGCCUGGCUAUCGGGUGCUUUUUUCUCCUUCCUUUAGCACGUAAAUAUGGUCGUCGCCCUAUCUAUAUCCUCGCUUCGGUUCUGCAACUGGCCUCUUGCGUGUGGAAUGCCGAGGUCUAUUCUUUUGGGAACUAUAUCGGAGCGAAUCUGGUUUCCGGCUUGGGUGGUGCUAUCAGUGAGGUCAUUGUGCAAAUGACUGUGGCAGACCUUUUCUUCGUGCAUCAUCACGCUACGAUGAACGGUCUAUUCGUGCUCUUUGAAUCAAUCGGGGCAUUUCUGGGUCCUGUCGCGUCGGGAUAUGUUGUGCAGUCACAGGGUUGGCGGUGGACAUGGUGGUGGUGCGUGAUCUUCUUUGGCAUCAUCUUACUCUGCGUCAUCUUCCUCUUUGAAGAAUCCAAGUUCGUCCCCGUCUUGGAUGCCCAGGAUUUUGCCCCGGCUGUUCGAAUAACGGCUGGAGAAUAUCCUGAAGGCUCCCGACAUCCCAAGUCUACACUCCCGUCCGACAACAAGAAGACUGCUAUUGAGCCUGUGGGAGAUGACGCACCUUGCCCUGGAACCAAUCCAAAAACCUACCUACAGAGAAUGGCUCUCUACACAUCUUCUAGCGAGUCCAUAUGGUCGCAUGUAUGGCAGCCGAUUAUAACUCUGUUCACCUUCCCAGCUGUUUCAUAUACCGCAAUCACGUACGGUUCUACGUUGUGCUGGUUUGCUGUUAUGACAUCGCUUCAGGCAACAUAUAUGAUCCUGCCGCCGUACAACUUUAGUUCUAUUGGCAUUGGCCUGAUGAAUGUGGCGCCGUUUAUUGGCGGCCUACUAGGCUUCCCAUUUUCGGGCUAUUUGAGCGAUAAGUCUAUCCUUUGGCUCUCGAAGAAGAACGACGGUAUUUACGAGCCCGAGAUGCGUCUCUGGCUUCUGCUCCCUAUGAUCAUUCUGGGUCCAGGAUCGAUCCUGAUGUUUGGCCUUGGACUCGCUUAUGGCGCUCACUGGUCCGUCCUAGCCGUUGGUUACGGUAUAUUCGGAUUCGUCUUUUCGUGUGUUUGUGGUCUCUCGCUGUCGUACCUCAUGGACUGCUACCAGGACAUCAUCGGUGACACUUUAGUCGGUGUGGUUUUCGUACGAAACGUGAUUUCUGUUGUCGUCCUCUUCGCAUUGACUCCCUGGGUUGAGGGCAUGGGCCUGCAGGGUCUUCAUAUUCUGCUCGCCAUCUUGGCCUUUUUUAUCUACUCGCUACCGAUUCCUCUUCUGAUAUGGGGGAAGAAGGCGAGGGCUGCUACCGCAUCAACUUAUCGGAAGAUGGCGGCGAACCAAGUUGACAACCGAGCAGUAUAA